UUCCCUUUACUUAAUUUAUCUGUGGGUCUCAAUCAAUUUGAUUUUGUCACUUCAGUAUUCUUCUAUAGGUUUAUUUCAUUUACGUACAUUAUUAAACAUUAGUUAAUUCAAUUUGGCCAAAUCACAAAAUGGAAAAUGCCGAAGAAGUCUUUCAUUUAUUAGAAGAAUUUUCAAAACGUAAGCCAAAAACCAUACCUCAAGAGCUAAACGAUUACUUGGCGUAUGUAGCACGUACCGGUGAUCCUGUGUAUCAAUGGUCACUUGUGAAAUGUUUAUUCAAGGAGAAACUAUUAAAUGUUAUAACUGAUUUCUAUGAGACAACUCCAGGUAUUGAGAUACCGCCGUAUCCUAAUGUGGAUCCAUUCAAUUACGAUAUUAUGAAAAAUAGUUUAUUGGAGAGGCUCGACAGUUUUACUUCAGCGCCGUUUACAAUUCAACGAAUUUGCGAGCUGCUAGCAUUUCCUCGUAAGCAGUAUAAUCGCGUAGAUAAAUUUAUGCGAGCAAUUGAGAAAAAUAUCUUAGUUGUAAGCACACGAGAGCCCGGCAUACAACGUCACAUCGAGCAAGAGAAUGGUGAACCAAUGGAACCUAUUGUCAACGGCUCCGACAACAAUUCAGAAUAUAAUGUAGAUGUUGAAAUGGAAGAUGUAUCAUGGAAAGAAAAUUCAGAGCAAAACAACACUGACCCCCAACCAAGUUCUUCAGAUACACAUAUCUCUGUUGAUAACAAUGAAGAGAAAGUUCAUCCAAAGCUGGAAAUUGAAAUGGAUACCCAAGAAAAAUUAAGCCAUGUACAAGAACCUGCUGAGACAGAGAACUCAUUACUAAGUAACACACCUCCUCCGCAAGAACUAGAAAAUAAAUCCAGUGAAACUGUCAUUUCAGAAUCAAUAUCAGAUACUGCAGAACAGCCAAAUGAAGAAUUGAACAAGGAUUCAAAUCUUCCAUUAUCAGCAGUCAAAGAGGAUGACAAAAUGAAAACAGAUGAAGUAGCAAGUGUAUUGAUUGUACCAGAAAUUAAAAUAGAUGAUGCUGAAAUGACAGAGCAAAAACUUAAAGCUCAAUAUGAUGAAACAGUUGAAGUUGCUAAAGAAGAAAGCAAAAAUGAAAAAGAGAUUGAAGAUACUAAACCUUGUGUAGAUCCUCCGCAAGCAAUUAAUGAAGACAGUUGUUCAAGUUCAAAUAGUAAAGAAGAUGUUAGUGAACCAAAAAUUAUUUCUGAAGUGUCAACAUCGAGCGAAGAGAGUUCCUCGUCAAGUGAUAACACUGAUGGCAAUAGUAACUCACCAAGAACUGAUCCUGAAUCUCAUACAGAUGUUCAAGUUAGUCCAAUCAUAUUAGAAAGUGUUAAAGAAGUUGCUAAAGAGGAUGAAGAGAAGAUCGAUGAAACACCAUUACCUAGUCCUCCAGUAGAAAAUCCAACAAAACCGUCGAUUCAAACAGAUAAUUAUUCAAUCAGUGAUGUUAACUCGGAGAUACAACAAAUACCUACCGAGGCAUUUACCAAGUCAGAUGAUAUCAAAGAAAGUGAUACUGUCGAAGAGAAGACUGAAAAUAAACCAGAAGAAACUGAAUCACAAGAAAAAACAGAAGAAACACAAUGAUUCAUGUGAUACAAAAGUGUUAUUGUCAAUAACUGUGGCUUAUUUUGAACAAGUUUUUUAUCAAAUGUGGCUCACUUAACAUAAGUUUAAAGACUUGAAUAAAGUAUUAAAUGUAGCGAAACAA
Molecule: messenger RNA, 1728 nt
Organism: Papilio xuthus (Asian swallowtail)
Lineage: Eukaryota; Metazoa; Arthropoda; Insecta; Lepidoptera; Papilionidae
Gene: PPP4R2r
Product: Protein phosphatase 4 regulatory subunit 2-related protein
Exons: 1
Coding region: 129-1604 (491 amino acids)
Cellular component (GO): protein phosphatase 4 complex; cytoplasm; nucleus
Molecular function (GO): protein phosphatase regulator activity
Source: RefSeq, a predicted model, not a curated record